Durusdinium trenchii is the source of this 1216-nucleotide messenger RNA. NCBI's taxonomy places the organism in Eukaryota, Dinophyceae, Suessiales, Symbiodiniaceae. The record is from the annotation of a GenBank genome assembly.
GGUGUAGUCAUUAAGUUAUGCAUGUGUGGACACGCUGUUUGGCUUCUUUCUGGCCCAAAUCAGCUGCUUUUGCUGACAUGGAGGCACUUGGUAUGGUGCAGCUGGCGACGCCGGAGAAGGAGCGGAGAGCAUCAUCCAUCGUCGCAGUAGACUUGGUCGGAUUUGAGGGAAGCUGUUCCAUGCCUGCCAUGAGCGCCCUGCGCUUGCCUUGCACUCCGGAAGGUGAUGCGAAGGUGUCAGAGGGCGACAUCAACGACUCUCCCAGGUUGCCUUCAGAUUGGUCGCCUUUGGAGUACGAGUUGUUGGAGUAUGCCGAUUCCUUGCCACUGGGCUUUGCCGAGCGCAUUGCGCGAGAGCUGGAGGGGCAACAGCAGCGGGUGGCGCAGCUCCGGAGCCUCAACAGUUUGAUGCUCCACGUCCUCAGCUGCGAGGCCCCGACCGUGGCUCAGUCGGUGCCUUCCACCCCGGGCCGCGCUCCAGACCCCAUGGCGCCGGAGCUCCGGUCGUGGAAGGCGCCGGCGGUGCCCAAAGCUUGGCAGGAGGCGAAGGCCGCGCAGCCGCGGUGUCCUCGCACGGAAGAGGCAUCCCGACGCUUGGUCUUGGCGUCUGCGUCACGGCAGUUGGAGAUGCAAGUCCUGGAGGUGCGCCGUGCUGCAGAGCAAGAGCUCUUCGAGCUGGCGGGCCGCGCGCGCGUGGCGGAGGACAAGAGCUGGAAGCUCAGAAGGGAGCAGAACAACGAAGAUGCCUUUGGCCGAAAGAAGCUUUGGGAGGCCGAAGCGAAGUUGAAUAAGCAGCAGAACCGCAUCCAGCAGUUGGAGGUCCGACUGCGGAAUCUGAAGCGGAAGACGCAGCAGCGAGACGAGGAGGUGAGGCAGAUCAAAGACUCGAUGGCACAGAUGCAGGCAGAGAUCACCGGCCUGCGUGGCCGACGCAAGGACUUUGAUGCUGCAGAAGAGUUGGAAGAGCAGCUGAGAUCGCAAGUGCGGGAGCUGCGCAGCGGCACUCGUACCUUUGGGAAGGCCGUCGAGCUUCGCCAGGCCUCUCCUUGCCGCACCCACGCGCUGGUGCUGGGCUCCCCCUCACCACUGCGCCGCGCGGGCGACGCCCGGCGCGGCGAGAGAGGUUGAAGUUGCAGACUUUGCAGCGGAGGAGUAAAUAAUGAGAGAUUAAUGAGAAGAAGCAACCUGUUUUGUGGAAAAACUGUUUGUUGUUUGGG